This is a messenger RNA of Solanum pennellii, 559 nucleotides long. Its product is annotated as DNA ligase 4-like. NCBI's taxonomy places the organism in Eukaryota, Viridiplantae, Streptophyta, Magnoliopsida, Solanales, Solanaceae. Bases 71 to 544 code for a protein of 157 amino acids. Gene Ontology annotation, cellular component: DNA ligase IV complex. The record is from RefSeq and is a predicted model, not a curated record. Gene Ontology annotation, molecular function: ATP binding; DNA ligase (ATP) activity; DNA binding. The transcript has 2 exons. Gene Ontology annotation, biological process: double-strand break repair via nonhomologous end joining; DNA recombination; nucleotide-excision repair, DNA gap filling.
AUUGCUUCCCAGCAAAAUUCUCUAGUACGCUUCAAUUCAAACGAUUCGAAAUUGGCACCCCAAAGAAAAAAUGGCGACUUCCGCCGUAGACGGUGGUGGUAAUAGUAGUGGUGGCGGAGAAGACAUAAAAUUUAGUGUAAUGGUUAGCCUUUUUAAGUGGAUACAGAAGAGUAAAUCAUCAGUGAAGAAGCGGUCCAAGUUCCGGAAGUUUAUGGAUACCUUCUGCAGGAAGCCUCAGGACAAUUUCGUUGCCAUGCGCCUUAUUCUCCCUGGCCUCGACCGUGAGCGUGGCUCUUAUGGCCUUAAGGAGCACGUCCUCGCUACUUGCCUCAUUGACGCACUUGCAAUGUCCCGCGACUCCGAUGAUGCACGCCGUCUCCUUAACUGGCGGAAAGGCGGUCCCAAAACUGGCUCUAAUGCCGGCAACUUCUCUCUUGUUGCCGCUGAGGUCCUCCAGCGCAGACAGGGAAUGGCUUCUGCUGGUCUAACAAUUAAGGAAUUAAAUGACUUCCUUGAUCACUUGGCCUCAAGUGAAAAUAGGUGAUGAAGAUAUUUGUGU